AUGACAAAAACAUUCUCUCUUUUCAUGAAUAGAAUAAUAUGCCGUGAGAAAACAGUAUUAUCACUCCCCCAUACUUUUGUCAAAACACAUGAACGUAUGCCUAUAUUUAACUGCAUAAACAGAGGGAGGACAUUUGGGACAUAUGGAGCAGUGACAAGGAAAAGGCAAAAACAGAGGGAAAAAUUUUAUGAAGAAAAAUAUAAACAUAACCCUAACAACAUACCUAAAUUCUCAAAAGUAAAAAAGGGAAGUAGAGGAGGGUGGAUAAAUAACCCCCUAAAGGAAGUUACCAAAAACAAUGGUAAGAAUUUUGUAUACGAACAAAAGGUAGAAGAAGAGAUAAGUUCAGAAGAAAGGGAAUGCAUUAAUAGUCUUAUAGAAAUUCGUAAACAAAUAGCAAACAGGGAAAUUUAUUCUUGUAAUAUGGGAAAGAAAGAUGAGAGGGAGCAGCAGGAGCAGCAGCAGGGGAGAAACUACCAAGACAUUUCAAAAAAUAUAAACCUUUUUUCCAUAUGUGAAAAUUUUAUCGAUAAAAAAAAAGAAAUAAUUAACAAAAUUGAAAACCCACAAUAUUUUGUCGACACACAUAUAAAAAAGUUGGUUAACGAAUAUAGUAACAUAAACCAUUUGCACGAUAAUACUAAUGUAACUACAUACCCGAAGGUACCAGCAUAUUUGAAAGAUCUCCAUAAGAAGAAGAGAAAUACCUCAAGGGUGAACACCCUCGAUAAGUGUAAAAUUGUACGGGAAGAGUUAGGAACUGAUGCUAACAUCCUUUACACGAAGGGAGAGAAUCAAAUGGAUGAUUCCCAACAAAAAGGUGGAAGAAUGAAAGAACAACAAAUGAUAGAUGAAUCAGAUAGUGUUAUUACACAGACACGGAAAAGGAACAUGGAUGAUAAAAUAUUACAAAAAAUAUUGUUAGAUGGAAAGAGCUGCAUUUCGAGGGAAGAUAUUGGCACACAUGGUGAUGACAAUGGGAACGACAAGGGACAAGAGGAAAUAAAAAACGAAAAUGUAAAAGUAAAUAAAAAAUUAGACAUUGUUCCCCCUUCUAACUAUUUACAUGGCAUAAAUGACACAGCAGAUCUUGGUAAAGUAGAAAACGACACAGAGGAUCAAAUUUUGAAAAAGAUGUACAUUGAGGACAUUUUAAAUUACGUAGAUGAAGGAGAAGAGUUAGACAUAAGUUGCUUAGAUACCUUCACGACAUUGAACACAGCAGAUAGAAAUAGAAAGCUGGGAUCCCUUUUUAGCAGUCAUGGGGCUUCGUUCAUAUUAUAUAAUAAUUGUAUAAUUCCAUCAAAGUUCUCCACAGGAACAAUGAGCGAAUAUUUUCACACAAGAAAUGGUUGUAGUUUAUUUGAUAAAUCAUACCAAUUAAUAAUAAAAUUGACGGGGAAGGAUUGUGUUUAUAUAUGUAACCAUUUCAUUUCUAGUGAUAUAUAUGAUAUGAGUAAUUACGACAUCUGUUACACUUGUAUACUGGAUAACAAAUCUUAUAUAUUAGACACGGCUUAUGUGCUAAAAUUGGAAAAUGAAAUAAUAUUAGUUAGUUCAGGAUUUUAUAAAAAGGGGGUGUACGAAUUUUUAAGUGACUAUAUUUUAUUUUGCAAAGACAGUGGUAUGGAUGUUCAUAUUCAAGUUGAAACUAACAAGCGGGUGUUAUCUUUACAAGGGCCGCUGAGUAGCCUAGUUUUUAAUGACAUAUUGGAUUAUUAUAAUAUAACAAAUAUGGAGAAAGAUGAUAACAACAGAGCAAUAAGGUACUUAAAAAAUGUUAUAAAAAUGGAUAGAGAAUAUGAAGUUAGGGGGUCCUUGUACUUUAAACGAGAAGAACAGGAGAGUAAGGAAUUUUUUAAAAUACCAUAUAUGAGUUUCAAAAAAUUGAAUAUGGAAAAUAAAGUAAAUAAUAUAAAAACUGUCACAAGUAGAAACUCUCAAGACGAAUUGAAUCAAUAUGAAAUUCUUUGCAUCCAUUGUGGAGAUACAGGAGAAGAUGGAUAUGAAUUCAUUGUAGAUAAUAACAUAAGUGAUAAUUAUGUUGAAUUAUUUCUAAGUCAUGUAAAAGUAAAAUUAGCUGGUGCAUAUGCGUUAAAUAUGUUGAGAAUGGAAUCUGGAUUCCCCAUUUAUGGCAUUGAUAUUUUUAAAAAUACUACCCCUAUUAGUGCUUCCCUAGCUUGGACAUUAAAAUAUAAAAAAAUUAAAGAAAAAACUAUUUUUGGAUAUCAAAACCUUUUGAAGGAAUAUAGUAUAAAACCUAAAUUCUUACGUAUUGGUAUUAUAUGUAAUGAAUUAAUUUUUAAGACUUGCAAAAUAUUAUCUUAUCCUUAUAAGCAACCCAUUGGAUACGUAACCUCCUGCACUUGGAGCCCAGUCUACAAAAAGCGAAUUGCGCAGGGUUACAUCAAAAGAGAGUUUGCGAAAAAUAACGAAAAAGUUCUUAUAUCCAUACCUACUGAUAUACCUCAGGAAUUUUCAAAAAAAAAAAAAUAUAAAAUAAUGAGGAGUAGAUCAGCCCACAAGUUUACUCUCGCCCAGGUGUGUGCAUUUCCAUUUGUGGAGCACAAAUAUUGA
This is a messenger RNA of Plasmodium gonderi, 2577 nucleotides long. RefSeq names its product aminomethyl transferase. Lineage: Eukaryota; Apicomplexa; Aconoidasida; Haemosporida; Plasmodiidae. Gene Ontology annotation, molecular function: protein binding. The transcript has a single exon. Bases 1 to 2577 code for a protein of 858 amino acids. The record is from RefSeq and is a predicted model, not a curated record. Gene Ontology annotation, cellular component: mitochondrion.